Molecule: messenger RNA, 2760 nt
Organism: Ictidomys tridecemlineatus (thirteen-lined ground squirrel)
Lineage: Eukaryota; Metazoa; Chordata; Mammalia; Rodentia; Sciuridae
Product: tubulin beta chain
Biological process (GO): microtubule-based process
Cellular component (GO): microtubule
Molecular function (GO): GTP binding; GTPase activity; structural constituent of cytoskeleton
Source: RefSeq, a predicted model, not a curated record
CUGAGCCCCAGCCCCAACCGCAUUUUGUAUUUAAUUUAGACACAGGGACCCGCUGAGUUACUUAGUGCCUCGCUGAGGCACUUGUUGCUGAGGCUGGCUUUGAACUUGAGAUCCUCCCAGCCAAAUCAAACAUCUUCAACCAAGGUACUUCUGUCUUGCCCCCUGGAACAUAUGAACAUCAACUUGUUCAGACUCAUGUCUUGGUGGUCAUUAAGUUAAUUAUCAAUCAAUAGGCUCAUUUGAUUAGAAGAGGCACAGAUAAUCUCCCUAUUUGAGGUCAACUAAUUGGGAACUGAUUGGGAACCUUAAUUAUAUCUGUAAAAUCCUUAACAGGAGUACCUAGAUUACUGUUUGAACAACUGGGAAAAGAUGUGUGCACGUGGGUCAGGUGAAACUUGGGGACAUCUUAAUUUCACCUCGCACACUUCCUGCUGUUUGGGAGUAGAAACAAUGUGCUUAUCAGAACCAGAUGAACCUGUGUUUACCAUACGGCAAGUGAAUUCAAAGCACAUUUAUUAGUAAGCACUAUGCUACAGUGUGGAAUCAGAGGCAGGGGUGGUGUGAAGGUGGAGGCCAUGCCCUGGACAAAUGUGAAUAGUAUGAGUGGCACAAGCUGUCCAGUGGAGGCCCAGAAGCUCAUCCAAGGGAGAAAGGGGUAGGAGCAGAGUCCAGGAUAUCCAAAACCCUAGCCUGAGAGGAGGCACCAGGCAGGCACCUGCCUAUAUGCUGGGAGCACUCCCAGGUCUGGCUUCCUAAAGCAGGACUUAGUAAGACACAGAUAAUGCCCAGAGACUCCUCACGGGUGACUUGAUUUUCGCUUCCACCUCUGAUAUAGACCAACCCUUAAUAUUGCAAGUAGAAUUCAUAUUCAUGAUGAGGGCAUCACCUGGGGCUUUACACAGGCAUUUUUGCUCCUUCAAUUUGAAUCCCUUUCAUAGGUAACCUCUCAUUUCCCCGCCCAGCAUUACGUCACUGGGGCUGGGCGGGAUCCCAGGAUAGAAAAGCAGAGCUGCUGGCUGAGGCAGUCUUCCCUAAACCAAGAGUUCUGGCCUCCUCUCGCUCCAAAGAGGCCUUCACCUCAGCUCCUUCACCAGCUUUGGGCAUCAUGCGUGAAAUCGUGCUCAUCCAGGCAGGCCAAUGCGGCAACCAGAUUGGCGCCAAGUUUUGGGAGGUCAUCAGUGAUGAACAUGGCAUUGACCCCACAGGCAGUUAUCAUGGAGAUGGUGACUUACAGCUGGACAGAAUCAGUGUGUACUACAAUGAAGCAGCUGGCAAUAAAUAUGUUCCUCGGGCCAUCCUAGUGGACCUGGAGCCAGGAACGGUAGACUCGGUGAGAUCGGGACCAUUUGGCCAGAUAUUCAGGCCAGACAACUUUGUGUUUGGCCAGAGUGGUGCAGGGAAUAACUGGGCCAAGGGCCACUACACAGAGGGAGCCGAGCUGGUGGACUCUAUGCUGGAUGUGGUGAGAAAGGAGGCGGAGAGCUGUGACUGUCUGCAGGGCUUCCAACUGACCCACUCCUUGGGGGGAGGCACUGGCUCAGGCAUGGGCACCCUGCUCAUCAGCAAGAUCCGGGAGGAGUACCCAGACCGCAUCAUGAACACCUUCAGUGUCGUGCCUUCACCUAAGGUGUCAGACACGGUGGUGGAGCCCUAUAAUGCCACCCUGUCUCUCCACCAGCUACUGGAAAACACGGAUGAAACCUUCUGCAUCGACAACGAAGCCCUGUAUGACAUCUGUUUCCGCACCCUAAAGCUGACCACCCCCACGUAUGGUGAUCUCAACCACCUCGUAUCAGCCACCAUGAGCGGGGUCACCACGUGCCUGCGCUUCCCGGGCCAGCUGAACGCAGACCUGCGCAAGCUGGCCGUGAACAUGGUGCCCUUCCCCCGCCUGCACUUCUUCAUGCCUGGCUUCGCGCCCCUGACCAGCAGGGGCAGCAUGCAGUACCGCGCCCUGACGGUGCCCGAGCUCACCCAGCAGAUGUUCGACGCCAAGAACAUGAUGGCCGCGUGUGACCCCCGCCAUGGCCGCUACCUGGCAGUGGCUGCCAUCUUCCGAGGCCGCAUGUCCAUGAGGGAAGUGGACGAGCAGAUGCUCAACAUGCAGAACAAGAACAGCAGCUACUUCGUGGACUGGAUCCCCCACAACGUGAAGACAGCCGUGUGCGACAUCCCACCGCGGGGCCUCAAGAUGUCAGCCACCUUCAUUGGCAAUAACACAGCCAUCCAGGAGCUCUUCAAGCGCAUCUCUGAGCAGUUCACUGCCAUGUUCCGGCGCAAGGCCUUCCUGCACUGGUACACAGGCGAGGGCAUGGACGAGAUGGAGUUCACUGAGGCUGAGAGCAACAUGAACGACCUGGUGGCCGAGUACCAGCAGUACCAGGAUGCCACUGCUGAGGAACAGGAAGAGUUCGACGAGGAUGAAGAGGAAGAGGUCGAGGAGGCUUAGGAACUUCUCAACCUCCUGCGUCAACUUGUUGUCCACCAGCUCCUCUAUGAUUGUCAACUAAGCUGCUCAGGUGUGUCUGUCCAAGUGCACUGUACUGAUAAUAUCUGUACUCCUAAUUCAGGACUCCAUACUCUCCCAAUUUUCCUUCUUGCUGUUCUCAAAGUUUCAGGAUUUUCUUUUUCAUCAGGAUAGGUUUUCUGCUUCAGUGCUUUUGAGCAGUAUUCCUGUUCCUUUAGUAAAGAGAUGAAACUCUUUUUUUCUUUAAUCUUCCCUUUCCCAAAGUUUUCAAAUAAAGAUAUUCUCAAAAGCAA